Messenger RNA from Penicillium alfredii, 1974 nucleotides. RefSeq lists its product as uncharacterized. Lineage: Eukaryota; Fungi; Ascomycota; Eurotiomycetes; Eurotiales; Aspergillaceae. Gene Ontology annotation, molecular function: FAD binding. The transcript is spliced from 6 exons. Bases 1 to 1974 code for a protein of 657 amino acids. The record is from RefSeq and is a predicted model, not a curated record.
AUGGAUACCUUCAGAAACACCACGAGUUUCGUCUCCAACUCUGAUAAGGGUAUCGCCAAUAAGGCUGCAAAUCACAUGACUAAGAAUGCCGCGAAGGGCUCCCAGGCCCGGCAUGACAGCUUAGGAAGCACCGCAAAGCAAGCCGCUACUAUCAAAGAUGAAAGCGUGGACCUUUUAAUCAUUGGGGCUGGACCUGCAGGGCUCAUAGCAGCAUGUUGGGCAGCUCAGUACGACAUGUCGACUCGUAUUAUUGAUCGAAAAAGGGGCCCAACGAAGACAGGUCAUGCCGAUGGGCUACAAAGCCGGACCUUAGAAAUACUAGAGAGCUUCGGCAUCGUCGAUCCCAUCUUAAAGCAGGGAGUUCCUGACGUCGACACAUGCCACUGGGCAACCAAAAACAGCGAAGGAAUCAUCGAGCGACAGAGAUCGUUUGACUCAGAACCAGGAGGAGCUUCAAGAUUUGGUCAAGUGCUGCUAAGCCAAGGCGCUAUCGAGCGAGUGCUCAACGAUUACUUGAUCAGAAAAGGGGUCGUGGUUGUGGAAUGGAAUAAAGAGGCUGUAUCCUUACAUGUCUCGGCAGCUCCGGAUGAAAAUCCGCUGCUAUCUCCAAUCACAGUGGGGGUGAAAGGUGCCAAAAAAUAUGAAGAAAGAAUUCACGCACGGUAUCUCGUUGCAUGUGAUGGCGCGCAUAGCUGGACCGGGAACCAACUGAACGCCCUGACUGAUAUAGUAUCAGAAGAUUCAACCUGGGGUGUGCUGGACAUAAUCCCAAUCACUGACUUUCGUAUAUUAUACCUUCCCGCUCAGAAUACCGAAUCUGACCGGAAUUUAGCUGAUAUCCGACGAUCCUGCUCGAUAAACUCUCAGCCUCACGGAAGCAUCAUGACAGUACCGAGAGAAAAUCGACUAGUCCGAUUUUAUAUCCAUCUUCGCGACCUUGAAGAAACCGCCAUGCAGCAUCCCAGCUGCUCUCCGGGGGCUAUGGUCGAAAUGGCCAAGGCGAUAAUGAAGCCAUAUGACUUGACGUAUAAUCAUUGUGACUGGUGGUCUAUUUACCCAAUCGGCCGACGCCUAGCCAGACAUUACAUACCUCAGGAGCGCGUUUUUCUCGCUGGAGAUGCGGCCCACACACAUUCGCCGAAGGGAGGCCAGGGUAUGAAUGUAUCCAUCCAAGACACCUACAACCUGAUGUGGAAAUUGGCUGCAGUCAUUACCAAUGGUGCCAAUGCCAUGAUCUUGGCAACGUACGAUAGUGAACGGCGACCGGUUGCCAAGACAUUGAUGGAUCUAGACUCCCGUCUUGUACAAGCAUAUGAGAUGGAGGAGAAAGAUACCUCGAGUGGAAUCUACGAGAUUCGAGGCCAGUAUGCUGGGUUCAUAGCCGGUAUCGAUGUCACCUAUUCCGAUAGUAUCUUGGUGACUGGAAAGGAGACUGUUGACCCAAACCUUGCGCGCAAUAUCAAGCUUGGCGCACGGUUACCGUCAUUCCUUGUUGUUUUUCACUGUGAUGGAGCCCCUGUACAACUGGCUCAGAGGCUUGUGAGUGACGGGGCGUGGAGACUACUGGUUUUUCCGGGCGAUCUACGUCAACCAGAGACGAUGCACGGUUUGACUCGCUUCACGGAAACCUUCAGCAAUCGUUCUCAUCUCGGUCACUUACAGCAGAUUCAGUCUCAGUGGUGGCGCUGCCCUACCAUUGAGUUUCUCCUCAUUCAGUCAUGCCCUAGGAGUGCAGUCAAUCUGCUGGAUCUUCCGGAGCUCUUUCACCCGUAUGAUGACUUCAUGGGAUGGGACUACUGGAGGGUGUUUGCGGAUGAUCGGGAUCAAGCAUACACAGGAUACGGUAUUGACAAGCAAGGCCCAGGGUGUCUAGUACUAUGUCGACCGGAUCAGCAUGUGGCAUGGGUAGGAGGCAUGGAGGAUGUGGCUGGUUUGGAUAAUUAUUUCUCGAUCUUCAUUGGGUCAUCGCGAUAA